GUUCGUUUGACGAAACCAUCGAAGACGGUGCAAUACGUGCAGAGAGCGCGUGCAGUUUGUGUGUCUGUGUCGAUCCUUGGUUGAUCUUCAACCAACAUUCAUACAUUCGUAUGUUCAUUGUGAUAAGAGGCUCAUCAUCAUUCGAAUGAGCUUGCGUGAAGUGGCUGUUAUUUACUACUACUGGGGAAGAGGCCAAUGUGAUAAGAGCUAGUGGCCGGUUUGAUUUCUUAUCAACGGCUUCCAUCGGACAGGAUCACGUUCGAUCGACGUGUGCCUCGGGAAUGAACCAUCAACCAGUUCCUCCUGUUCCAAAAAAAUAACUGUGAUUUUGUGUGAUUUUAUUCAGGUUGAAGGGUUUUUUUUAAUUGAAUACUGUUUUCUCCUGGAUUUUGCUUAAAACGGGGAAGAAUAUAGAAAAAAGGAAAAAAAAAUCGGUACUGUGAUUAUAGAGGUUGUGAUUAAUUCGGUUUAGUUGUGUGGUUGUGGAGAGACGGUUUAAGAUUUCGUUGCUGACUUGGUGAAUUGAAUGGUGCAAGACGAAUUGUGCAAUAGGGUCUGCUGUUUGGACGUGCUGCAAGGGCAACGACAACGGGGAUUUGAACAAGACAACGCGGACUUUGGAAGCAGCAGCUACCAGGCGUAUUUGCAUGAUCUAGCGUGGGCAUUGUUCCAUCAUUGCUCAGAAUUCGACGACAUGGCUUGUCUACCGCAGGCGGCUUUCGCAGUCAACAAGCUGCGCAACCAGAACGAGAAGAACAUGACGGUGUCCCGUCUGAUGACCGAGAAGCAGGACUCUCCCCGUUAUCUGAAUAACAAGACACCGGACUUGACGGCCCUCAACUAUAGCGCCAAAAUGAUGAACAGCAUCUGGGGUCUGUACAAUCGCUACUCUCCCCAUAACUUCAAGAAGAACAACGGAUCCGACCAGGGCUUCUUUGGCAUGCAGCAGCCAUUCGCUGUUGCAUGCUCCGCUUCGGACAAAAAAUACUCCGAAGCGAAGAAUUGAUCCCCUGAACAUUUUUUGCCACUCCAAGAAGAAACUAGAGUUAUGUUUUACAUUUUUUAAAGGCUUAACCUAAAUGGGGAACUCACAUAGAUGUUAAACAACAAUGGGAUUUUUACUUAGAGUUUAGAAAAUGAUCAUGAUCUUUUCAUAAUAAACUGGUCGAAUUUUACUAGAA
Molecule: messenger RNA, 1181 nt
Organism: Uranotaenia lowii
Lineage: Eukaryota; Metazoa; Arthropoda; Insecta; Diptera; Culicidae
Exons: 4
Coding region: 527-1006 (159 amino acids)
Source: RefSeq, a predicted model, not a curated record